Messenger RNA from Anguilla rostrata (American eel), 578 nucleotides. RefSeq names its product galactose-binding lectin l-1-like. Bases 176 to 556 code for a protein of 126 amino acids. NCBI's taxonomy places the organism in Eukaryota, Metazoa, Chordata, Actinopteri, Anguilliformes, Anguillidae. The record is from RefSeq and is a predicted model, not a curated record. Gene Ontology annotation, molecular function: carbohydrate binding; laminin binding; galactoside binding. The transcript has 4 exons.
GGGUAAUUUCUUGAUUUUUCCAGGAAUUUGAUUGGUUAGACCUCAACUAAGGUUUGUGACUUGUCCGACUGCAUAAAUACGUGAAUCACGUCUUACAUUUCACUUGCGUGGCAACCAGAGCUGUACAGGUGAGAGGAUUCAGCAACUGGAGCAUCAAGCCUGUGAAGGUGCAAACAUGUCUUUCAAGUCAGGAAUGCACCUGAAUAUCAAAGGGGUCCCCAAAUGCAAUCCGAUUCGUUUCACGAUCGACGUGGGCCACACCGAGGAAGAGAUAGGGCUGCACUUUGACUUCCGCUUCAAAUACUUAGGGGAAGAACGCACCAUUGUCUUAAACUCCCUGGAGGGCGGCAUCUGGAAAGAAGAGCAGAGAGAAAAACACUUCCCCUUUGAGGCAGGGCAGGAGUUUGAGAUGACCAUCUCCUUCACCAGUGACAAAUUCUCCAUUAAACUCCAUGAUGGCAAAAUGAUACAUUUCCCCAACCGACUGCAUGAUGACCACUACAAGUACCUUUCAUUGGUCGGAGAUGUCAUGGUCCACAGCAUAAUAGCAAAAUAAAGACCAACUAGGAGGGGCUAGA